AUGUCGGUUACGUUGCAGACGACGUUGGGCGAUAUCAAAAUCGAAUUGUACUGCGACUUAUGUCCGAAGACGUGUGAAAAUUUCUUGGCAUUGUGUGCAAGCAAUUACUACGAUAAUUGCAUUUUUCAUCGUAAUAUCAAGGAUUUUAUGGUACAAACUGGUGAUCCAACUGGUACAGGUAAAGGAGGUGACAGCAUUUGGGGUGGCCCGAUUGAAGACGAAUUAAACACUGCCUUGAAGCACGACGCCAGGGGCGUUGUGUCUAUGGCUGGUAACGGCCCAAAUACAAGUCGAUCACAAUUUUUCAUCACGUACGGAAAGCACCCAACAUUGGACUUGAAAUAUACGAUUUUUGGACGUGUAAUAGACGGAUUUGACGUACUGGACGAGUUGGAGAAAGUUAAAGUUGACGCUAAAUAUCGACCAGUUGUUGAACAGAAAAUUCGGAAUGUUAUCAUCCAUUCUAAUCCGGUUGCCGACAUGGCAACCAGUUCUUAA
Molecule: messenger RNA, 498 nt
Organism: Cercopithifilaria johnstoni
Lineage: Eukaryota; Metazoa; Nematoda; Chromadorea; Rhabditida; Onchocercidae
Source: the annotation of a GenBank genome assembly